CUUCCCAGUUUCCCACUGAGUUUGAGAUUUCUUCCGAGUUGGACUGGGGAUCUCCAGAUCUCCGCGGUCAGAGUAACGAUGGAGGGUGCACAGGAGAAACCCUCGGAGUCUAGCUCCUCUGCGCCCGGGUCCAUAGAGUCUACCGGCUUGGCCAGGGGCCCUGAGGUGUUGCCUCCCGAGGAGUCAGAGGGUUGCACCCGGCCGCUAGAGACGGCUUCCAAGAAACUCUGCGGAUACUUAAGUAAGUUUGGCGGUAAGGGGCCCCUCCGGGGCUGGAAAUCUCGCUGGUUCUUCUACGACGAGAGGAAAUGUCAUCUGUAUUAUUCGCGGACUGCGCAGGAUGCCAAUCCCUUGGACAGCAUCGACCUCUCCAGUGCGGUCUUUGACUGCAAGGCGGACGCCGAGGAAGGGACUUUUGAAAUCAAGACUCCCAGCCGGGUUAUUACCCUCAAGGCUGCCACCAAGCAAGUGAUGCUGUACUGGCUGCAGCAGCUGCAGAUGAAGCGCUGGGAGUUCCACAACAGCCCGCCUGCACUUCUCGCCGCCCCCGACGCUGCCCUGGCUGGGAACGAGCCUGCCCUGCGCCUUGAGCUAGAGCAAGAGGAGGUGGAGCUGGAGGAGUUCCUGUGCCCAGUGAAAACGCCCCCUGGACUCGUGGGUGCAGACGCAGCCUUGCAGCCAGCCCCCGCCAUGCCCUUGGCCCUUCAGAAUAUUUCCCUCAAGCACCUGGGAACUGAAAUUCAAAACACGGUGUACAACAUCCGGGGCAACAGGCAGGCCCAAGGAACGGGCCACGGAUCUCCAGGGGAUGAUUCGCCGCAGAGCCGGGAGCCUCAGAAGGAGGAGCAGCCCCCAGUGCCUGACCCCAGCGCCCCAGGGAAAGAUCCAGCGGAUUCUCUGAAGCCUACACCCAAGUCCUCUCUGACUGCUAAUCUCAUUCAGAAAGCCAAGCGCCAGAACAACACCUUCCCGCUCUUCGCUGAAGGACUCACACGGAACCGCACUGCCCAGGAGAAAGCCUUGGCCUUGGAGCAGCAGGUUCUGAUGCUUACCAAGGAGUUAAAGUCUCAGAAGGAGCUGGUGAGGAUCCUGCACAAGGCGCUGGGGGCCGCCCAGCAGGAGAAGAGAGCGACCAGUGCGUACCUGGCAGCAGCCGAGGACAAGGACCGGCUGGAGCUGGUGCGGCAUAAAGUGCGGCAGAUUGCGGAGCUGGGCCGGCGGGUGGAGGCCCUGGAGCAGGAGCGGGACAGCCUGGCGCAGACAGCGAGCCUGCGGGAGCAGCAGGUGCAGGAGCUGCAGCAGCACGUGCAGCUGCUCAUGGACAAGAACCAGGCCAAACAGCAGGUCAUCUGCAAGCUGUCUGAGAAGGUCACGCAGGACUUCAUGCAUCCCCCUAACAAGACUCUCGUGCCCCCAGAUGCUGCCACCAGAGACUUUCUGAGCCAACAGGAGAAGAUGGAGCACCUGAAGGACGACAUGGAAGCGUACCGGACCCAGAACCGCUUUCUCAACUCUGAGAUCCACCAGGUCACGAAGAUCUGGAGAAAGGUGGCUGAGAAGGAGAGGGCCCUCCUGAUGAAGUGUGCCUACCUCCAAGCCAGGAACUGCCAGGUGGAGAGCAAGUACCUGGCAGGGUUGCGGAGGCUGCAGGAGGCUGUGGGGAGCGAGGCCAGCGAGUGCUCCGAGCUGCUCAGACAGCUCAUCCAGGAGGCGUUGCAGUGGGAAGCCAGCGAGGCCUCUGCUGACACUGUGGAGCUGAACCCCAUCAGUGAGUAUGAUGAGUACGGCUUCCUGACGGUGCCCAACUACGAGGUGGAAGACCUGAAGCUGCUGGCCAAGAUCCAGGUACUGGAGGUGCGCUCUCACCACCUGCUGGCGCACGAGGCUAUGGAGCGCCCCCUGCGAGAGCGCUGGGCUGCACUGGGUGAGCUGGCACCCUCCCUCGAGCUCAAGCAGCUGCUGCGGAUGGGCGUGUCCCAAGAGCACCGGCCUCGCGUCUGGAGGUGGCUGGUCCACCGCCGCCUCCAGCACCUGCAGGUCCCCGGCCGCUACCAGGAGCUGCUGAGCCAGAGUCAGACCUGCAAACACCCUGCUGCCCGCCAGAUCGAGCUGGACCUGAACCGAACCUUCCCCAACAACAAGCACUUUACCUGCCCCACGUCCAGCUUGCCAGACAAGCUCCGCCGGGUGCUGUUGGCCUUCUCCUGGCAGAACCCCUCCAUCGGCUACUGCCAGGGCCUCAACAGGCUGGCGGCCAUCGCUCUGCUGGUCCUGGAUGAGGAGGAGAGUGCCUUCUGGUGCCUGGUGGCCAUUGUGGAGACCAUCAUGCCAGCUGAUUACUACAGCAAGACGCUGACAGCGUCCCAGGUGGACCAGCGGGUGCUCCAGGACCUCCUCUUGGAGAAGCUGCCCAGGCUGAUGGCCCACCUGGGGCAGCACCGCGUGGACCUCUCCUUCAUCACCUUCAACUGGUUCCUCGUGGUCUUUGCCGACAGUCUCAUCAGCAAUAUCCUCCUCCAGGUCUGGGAUGCCUUUCUCUAUGAGGGCACCAAGGUCCUGUUCCGCUAUGCCCUGGCCAUUUUCAAGUACAACGAGGAGGAGAUCCUGCGGCUGCAGGACAGCCUGGAGAUCUACCAGUAUAUGCGCUUCUUCACCAAGACCAUUUGCAACAGCCGGAAACUGAUGAACAUCGCCUUCAGCGACAUGAACCCCUUUCCUAUGAAGCAGCUGCAGCAGCUGCGGACGGUGCACCGGGAGCGGCUGGAGGCCGAGCUGCGGGAGCUGGAGCAGCUCAAGGCCGAGUACUUGGAGACCCGGGCGUCCCUCAACCCAGUGAUGCCCGAGGGUUGCACCAGUGAGGACGAGGGGGAUGGGGAGGCCUGACCUGGCCACUUGUGCUCCCCAAAGCCCUUUCUCACCUUCCACUAGCAGGCCCACAGGAGGACAGCCAUGGAGCAGGGGUCCACCCCGAGCCCCAUCACCGUGUGAUGCUGGGCAUGCCCCUUCCCUUCUCUGCGCUCCAGUCUCCCCGUCAGAACGUCGUCUGCUGGUUGGGUUGUCCCCUCACCAGCGCACACCCGGGGACGCCGCCCCUUUCUCCUCGGAGCACUCUAGCGUGCAGGCGGGAGUGCUGCC
Messenger RNA from Pteronotus mesoamericanus, 3135 nucleotides. It is a transcript of the gene TBC1D2, whose product is annotated as TBC1 domain family member 2. The transcript has 13 exons. The record is from RefSeq and is a predicted model, not a curated record. The coding region runs from base 79 to 2883 and encodes 934 amino acids. NCBI's taxonomy places the organism in Eukaryota, Metazoa, Chordata, Mammalia, Chiroptera, Mormoopidae.